Molecule: messenger RNA, 693 nt
Organism: Acanthosepion pharaonis
Lineage: Eukaryota; Metazoa; Mollusca; Cephalopoda; Sepiida; Sepiidae
Source: the annotation of a GenBank genome assembly
AUGGGGUCGUUCAAAGCGCUCUCUUCUUCUUCGUCGCCUUGCCUCUUCAUUCUCCCUCCUCCUUUCCUCGAAGUCCUCGGUGCCAUCGUGUAUUGUUCUCCUCCACAUCGUUCGGUCCCUGGCAGUUUCUACCCACGAGGACGAGCUGAUGUUGGUCUAUUCUUAUCCAGCUGUGUCUAUUCGUAUCUAUCUAUAUAUCCCUCUAUAUAUCCUAAUCUAUUCAUACUGAUCUAUCUAUCUAUCUAUCUAUCUAUCUAUCUAUCUAUCUAUCUCAGUGUAUUCAUAUCUAUCUAUCUAUCUAUCCGAAUGAUCCUUGGAAUCUGUUUAUUUCACAACGCCAGCCGUCUCUUUAUCUCUCUCGAUUAUGUUUUUAAUAUUCUAACUAUCUAUCUAUCUAUCUAUCUAUCUAUCUAUCUAUCUAUGUCUUCUAUUCAUUAUCUAUCUAUAUAUCUGUGUAUCAUUCUAUCUCUCUAUCUCAUUCUGUACAUACAUAUCUAUCUAUCUAUCUAUCUAUCUAUCUAUUCAUUUAUUCAUACCUUUAAUAUCGCCGAUUUACUUUUUUUUACUUUUACAUAUUGUGAUUCUAUGAUUUCAAAUCUUCCCUUCACAAAGGGUAUUUAUCCUAUAGCGUUUUUUUUUUCUUUCCGGAUAUCUAUCUAUCCAUCACAAUUUCUUUUUAUCCAUCGUCUUUGA